AUGGCCCAUCUCUCUAGGGUGAAACCACACCGACAACGAGAGAAAAAACUGCAGAUUGGUGUAAUGGAUCUAUAUAAGUUGGUAAAAGUAGCAACAUACAGUGGGAUCACAGUUGUGGGUGUAGCUGGAAACAGUAUGAUUCUGGUGGUCUUUGCAAUUAUUACCUAUCAAGAGCACAAAUUAGUUGGUUCAGAGCUCAUCUUAAGCCACCUCUCUCUGGCCAACCUUCUUGGGUAUCUAACCAGGAUCUUCCCCACAAUUCUCUUUGAGAUGGGCGUCAAAGGCUAUAUUAAUGAUGCUGGGUGCAAAUUGACGUCAGCAAUCUUCAGAGUUUUUCGUGGUAUGGCCAUCAGCCUUACCUGUUUACUCAGCUGCUUCCAAGGUGUUAUCCUCAGCUCAUCUGGCACGAGUUCUUCUAUGAAAACCAGAAUCCAAGAAGGAAUGUCAGCUGCUAUUGGUUUCCUCUAUGUGAUGAAUAUAACUGUUAACACACCAUUUGCGCUGUAUGCUACACCAAUAUUCAAUACUACUGGUAUAAAAUAUGUCUAUGGACCUGGUUACUGUAUUGUAGUAUACCCAGACAAGGUCUCCUUUGAAGCCUCAGGCUUUGUGAGUUUUGCUCUUGACUUAGUUUUGGUUGUCCUCAUGGUUCUAGCAAGUAGCUACAUCCUGUGGAUCCUUCAUCGACACAGCAAACAAGUUAAGGGGCUCCGUAGCUCCAGUUCAAAUAAAAGAGGGCCAUCAGCUGAAACUCAGGCAGCACGAGCUGUGGUGACUCUGGUGACAUUUUAUGUCACAUUGUAUGGAAUAGACAAUACUAUUUGGUUGUAUCAAACUGUAUCUACCCACCUCCUUGCACUAGUGACAGAUAUAAGGGUGAAACGUAAAGUUAAUGAAAGUCAACGACAAGAUGAACUAACUUCACAAAUUAUCAUUUUGCCUCUCCCAUUGUCUUCAAUGAGAGUUGACAAUGACCUUCUGUCGCUGUACUUUAGUGAGCAUAAAUUGAAAAUCUGA
Molecule: messenger RNA, 1017 nt
Organism: Bombina bombina (fire-bellied toad)
Lineage: Eukaryota; Metazoa; Chordata; Amphibia; Anura; Bombinatoridae
Product: olfactory receptor class A-like protein 1
Exons: 3
Coding region: 1-1017 (338 amino acids)
Biological process (GO): G protein-coupled receptor signaling pathway
Cellular component (GO): membrane
Molecular function (GO): pheromone receptor activity
Source: RefSeq, a predicted model, not a curated record